Ilex paraguariensis (yerba mate) is the source of this 225-nucleotide messenger RNA. NCBI's taxonomy places the organism in Eukaryota, Viridiplantae, Streptophyta, Magnoliopsida, Aquifoliales, Aquifoliaceae. The record is from the annotation of a GenBank genome assembly.
AUGACGGCGUCAUUUGUAACGUUGCGCCUUAGAAGGGAGAAAGCAUCUCAUGUGCGGUUAGGUGGCGAGUGGGUGGGACCUGGGACUACGCUCAGGUCCAAAGGAGACAGGGACCCACAUCCGGAGCCCAUGACCCCUUUGCAUCGACCCUUCGGGUUGCUGCCAAACUACUGUAAUGCCAUUCUCUCCGAGCAGUGUAAUUUGGGCAGACCAAUCCGAAUUUAA